This is a messenger RNA of Oryza sativa Japonica Group (Japanese rice), 606 nucleotides long. NCBI's taxonomy places the organism in Eukaryota, Viridiplantae, Streptophyta, Magnoliopsida, Poales, Poaceae. The record is from RefSeq and is a predicted model, not a curated record.
ACCGCUCAUGUUCGACGCUAUUAUGGACCGAGAAGAGGAAUCAACGAAAAACCCAGGAAAGAGCUGCGAAAGAAAAGCGUGACGAGCAAAGUCAAGUCUCCACGACUCGACAUGUUAGAAGGAGCUAAAUCAAUAGGUGCCGGAGCUGCUACAAUUGCUUUAGCGGGAGCUGCUGUCGGUAUUGGAAACGUCCUCAGUUCUUCGAUUCAUUCCGUGGCGCGAAAUCCUUCAUUGGCUAAACAAUUAUUUGGUUAUGCCAUUUUGGGCUUUGCUCUCACCGAAGCUAUUGCAUUGUUUGCCCCAAUGAUGGCCUUUCUGAUUUCAUUCGUUUUCCGAUCACAUAUUUCUUGGUGUAGAUAUCUCUCUUUGCAAAUAGAGAUACCGAGGCCCCCCAACCUACUAGUUGUUGGUGGGGGAAAGAAGAGUGGGAACGUGGGCUUCUUUCACAGUGCGUACCUCUCUUUCUCUUCUUUCUCGCUCUGUUCUGGAAACUAACUACUUCUCCAGAAGCAACGUCAACAACUUAUGCAAGACUCCUUUCGUAACUACUUUUCGGUAGAAAUACGGACUUCUUCCUAUCAAACUGCUUUUGCCCAGCAAUAAUAG